AAGCUGCAGAAACGCAUUUAAAAGAAAGAUUGGAAGGGGGCGAAUUUGAAUCAAUAGCUCCAUCAGGCUCAACCCAUUCCGAGUAUGAAAUACAACAAUCAGAGAUAGAGGCAGCAAACAAAAGAGUCUUAACAUUACAAGCAGAGGAAAACCAAAAAGAGGAAGAGCUUAAUAGGAAAGCUGCAGAGCUUGAUCAUGAAUUUGCAAAACAAAAAACAGAUGAGGCACGUAAGAUUGUUUGUAUUAUUGAUGCUAGGUCUCAUAAUACCACCCCAAAACAGCGCAUGACUCGGAUGAAACAUAUUCCCACAGUCAAUUACCAUAAUGGGUACCAGGUCCUAGUAGCCUCCUGAAUGAGAUGGACCGUAAUCAGUUAACACCAAAACAAACCCUGGACCCUAGUGCCCCUCCACCCGAGACACACCCUAGUCACCUCCAAACACAAACCCUAGACUCUUGUACCCCUCCACCUGAGACACACCCUGGUCACCUCCAACCACCACAAACCCCAUACCCGAGUGCCACAGCAUUUACUUCAUCCCAGUCCCCGCAACGACCCAUCUCAGAUCCUGACCUAAGUGAUCAUGGUCUUUCAUCUCAAGGUCAUCCUGCCCAGUUUCCAUGGCAAAAAACCUCCAAACCUGUUCUGAAUAGAUAUAACCCUAAUACAUACCAGCUACAUACCCAGUUACGACCACCUGUUCUUGACAGCAUGAUACAUUUGAGACAACCACCACGUAUACCUUAUACCUGGCAACCAUCACCAGCAGCACCAAGUUCAAAAAACCCCGACUUCACACAGG
This is a messenger RNA of Paramuricea clavata, 803 nucleotides long. The record is from the annotation of a GenBank genome assembly. NCBI's taxonomy places the organism in Eukaryota, Metazoa, Cnidaria, Anthozoa, Malacalcyonacea, Plexauridae.